Pyrus x bretschneideri (Chinese white pear) is the source of this 1079-nucleotide messenger RNA. Its product is annotated as E3 ubiquitin-protein ligase RMA1H1. The coding region runs from base 221 to 997 and encodes 258 amino acids. NCBI's taxonomy places the organism in Eukaryota, Viridiplantae, Streptophyta, Magnoliopsida, Rosales, Rosaceae. Gene Ontology annotation, cellular component: endoplasmic reticulum. Gene Ontology annotation, biological process: ubiquitin-dependent protein catabolic process. Gene Ontology annotation, molecular function: metal ion binding; ubiquitin-like protein conjugating enzyme binding; ubiquitin protein ligase activity. The transcript has 2 exons. The record is from RefSeq and is a predicted model, not a curated record.
CUCCUCAUCUUUCACCUUCCCAUUCCCUUCAUCCUCCCUCCCUCUCCGGUCUCCAUAUUCCAAGACCCAUUACUCGCAGCGCUCUCUCUCCUCUCUCUGUGUUUCUCCAUUGACGCUGUGCUUCCAAAAGCUCACAGAGAAAAGAAAACCCUCCAAAAACCACCUCUCACAUCUUGCUGAUUUACGCAGCUCCCAAAUACUAGUUUCUCGAUCGCUUAAGAUGGCUACAGAGCAGCUUUUUCCAGAGGUUGUGGCUCAAGAUAACUCCAUUGGACAAGAUAAAUGUUCCUUUGAAAAAUGGAAUACCGUAUCUGAUGGAGUCGCGGACUCUGACAACAAAUCCUGUGGCACCUUCGACUGCAGCAUCUGCUUAGACUCUGUGCAGGAUCCAGUGGUCACCCUCUGUGGUCACCUCUACUGCUGGCCUUGCAUAUACAAGUGGCUUCAGUUCCAAGGCCCGUCUUCCGAAAACCAAGAUGAGCAGAAACAGCCCCAGUGCCCUGUAUGCAAAGCUGAAGUCUCCGAGUCCUCUCUAGUCCCACUCUACGGCCGAGGACAAACAACCAAACCCCCAAAGCCCUCCAAGGGCAAGGCUCCUCAUCUUGGUAUAGUGAUUCCGAGAAGACCCUUUCGUCCUUGUGGGGUUGACACACCGCGAUCAGCCCGUACCCCCACCAGUCAAUACGUUACCCCGCAACUUCAUCAUCGGAGUUCUCCUUACGGUUCACAACCAAACAGUCCCCUACAAGAACCAAUGAAUAGUCCUGGCGUCGCCACAACCGCGAUCAAUCCAGUAGCUGACAUGUUUGGUGAAAUGGUAUAUGCAAGGGUUUUUGGCAACUCGUUAACAAACUGGUAUACCAAUUCGAAUUCGUAUAAUCUGGCGGGGAGCGGUAGUCCGAGGGUUAGAAGGCAUGUAAUGCAGGCUGAUAAGUCGCUCAGCAGAAUAUGUUUUUUUCUCUUCUGUUGCUUUAUGCUGUGCCUUGUUUUGUUCUGAACAAAUUUUUACCUCCCUUGCCUGAUUGUACCCCUGUAAAAAUGAGUAGGAAGAUUAUAUGAAAGACGUGCGGAUUCAACCA